Molecule: messenger RNA, 1710 nt
Organism: Penicillium oxalicum
Lineage: Eukaryota; Fungi; Ascomycota; Eurotiomycetes; Eurotiales; Aspergillaceae
Gene: mirD
Product: putative MFS siderophore iron transporter
Exons: 5
Coding region: 1-1710 (569 amino acids)
Biological process (GO): transmembrane transport
Molecular function (GO): transmembrane transporter activity
Source: RefSeq, a predicted model, not a curated record
AUGGACAAAAAUACCGCUUUCCGGGUUGACGAGGACCCUGUGUCGAGAGAUCCUGAAUCUCCCCAGCCCCAAGAUGAGGACCAGGAUCAACAAGAUGGUGUGAGAGUGGCCGAGGCUGUCACCUCCUCGUGGUCAAGAACCUCGUUGAUUGUGGCCUAUGCAUCAAUGUGGUUAUUGUAUUUUGUCAACGGCCUGAACAGCAGUCUGACCGCGAAUCUAUCACCCUAUAUCACCAGCGAAUGGUCGGAGCACUCAUUGCUCACGGUGAUCAGUGUCGUCACGAGCGUAAUGGGAGCUGCCUGCGUAAUGCCGAUCGCCAAGAUCCUCAAUCUCUGGGACCGAACUCUCGGAAUCUUCAUCAUGGUCUUGAUCGCCAUCAUGGGUCUGAUCAUGAUGGCGGCUUGUCAGAACAUUGCAACCUACUGUGCUGCCCAGGCUUUCUACACGGUCGGAUUCACUGGUGUCAUAUUCUCCAUUGAUGUCAUCACAUCCGAUACCUCUUCGCUUCGGGACCGAGGCCUUGCCUAUGCCUUCACGUCCUCACCUUACAUGAUCACUGCCUUUGCUGGCUCCCCACUGGGAAAUCAAUUCCACGAGUCCAACUGGCGAUGGGCGUACGGCACCACCUGCAUCAUCCUGCCCAUUGCUGCUAUGCCGUUGAUUAUUGUGUGGCAAAUGGCAAAGCGCAAGGCCGCCAGAGAAGGACGACUGCAGUAUAAGCCCCGGAGCACGCGGACCUGGACCGAGAGUGUGUGGUUCUAUGUUCUGGAAUUUGACAUCAUCGGUAUCCUCCUGAUGAUUGGCGGUCUCAUCCUCUUCCUCACAUCCUUCAACAUCGCCGGCAACACUGAGGGAGUAUGGCAAUCUCCCAAGAUCAUCGCCAUGAUGGUGGUCGGAUUCUGCGUACUUCUUGGAUUUGUCGCAUAUGAACGCUGGGGCGCGCCUAAGCCGUUCAUCCCCUUCUCUCUUCUCUGCGAUCGCACCGUGAUCGGUGCCUGUCUUCUCGACAUCACCUACCAAGUCUCAUACUAUUGCUGGGCGAGCUACUUCACAUCCUUCCUGCAAGUGGUCUUCGACACCAGUUUCACACAGGCUGGCUACAUCGCCGCCAUCUUCGACUUUAUGGAUCCGGUCUGGCUUCUGGGUUGUGGAUAUUUGAUCCGUGUGACCGGUCGAUUCAAGUGGCUUCUCAUGGCCGCUGUGCCGUUGUAUCUGCUGGCCAGUGGAUUGAUGAUCUACUUCCGCACUCCUGGCCACAGCGUGGGAUACAUGUGCAUGGUGCAAAUCUUCCUCGCCGUCGGUGGCGGUACGAUGAUCCUGAUUGAGCAGGUUGCCGUUCUUGCCGCCGCCAAACACGAAGACUACGCUGCCAUGUUGGCUCUCCUGAGCGUCUUUGGCAAUCUGGGCGGUGCGGUCGGUAGCAGCGUUUCCGGAGCGAUCUGGACCAACACGUUACCCAAGAAAUUGCAGGAGCUAUUGCCGGAUGAGACUAAGAAUAUGUGGGCGGAUAUCUAUGAGUCACUGGAUAUGCAACUCAGUUAUCCUGUGGGUGACCCUACUCGCACCGCCAUCCAGAACGCAUACGCUUCCAGUCAGCGAAACAUGAUGAUUGCGGGAACAGCGGUGAUGGGAUUGUCGAUUGUUUGGGUCUUGAUGAUGAGAAACAUCAAGGUCAAGGAUAACAAGGACGUCACCAAGGUCUUGUUCUAG